AUGGGCGACGCUGGCCGAGUCUCCGCCCAGGCACACUCACCCUCACGCAAGGCUAGCAUACCUCUAUGCCCUAUGACAGCCUUCACUCCACGCAGGAAACUCAAGGCCAUAACUGUGGGGUGUGGAUUCUCUGCGCUGAUAUUCGCACACAAGCUACAACACCAAUAUCCCGAGUUCCAGCAGCUCGUAUCGCAUAAGAUUUUCGAGCUAAGGGAUGAUAUUGGCGGCACUUGGUUAGUGAACCGAUACCCUGGUGUACAAUGUGACGUGCCCGCCCAUGUCUAUGCUUUCCCCUUUGAUCCGAAACCUGACUGGAGUCAUUUCUACGCGACGGGACAGGACAUUCACGCCUACAUGAAACAAACUGCCGAGAAAUGGAACCUUCUUCGAGAUGUAUACCUUAACCACAAGGUUACAGAAGCUAGCUGGCGUCAAGAUCUCGGACAAUGGAAGGUAACUGUUGAAAACGGCGACCGGACAAUCAUCGAAUACGCCGACUUUCUAGUAUCAGCUCAAGGUGUAUUGAAUAAGUGGCGUUGGCCAGAUAUCGAAGGCCUAAACAACUUCAAGGGACACAAAUGUCAUUCUGCCGCUUGGGACGAAAACUACGACUAUUCCAACAAGACGAUUGCGGUUAUCGGGAAUGGGUCUUCAGGUGUCCAAAUUGUGCCUACGCUUGCAAAUCUACAUGGGACGACUGUUCUUAGCUUUCAAAAGAGUCCUAACUAUGUUUACACUCAUCUCUCACCAGCACUUAUGCUCGGGCGAGAGGAUGACAGCCAAAACCCCCCUUUCACUGAAGAGGACAAGGCUCGAUUCCGCGAGGACAAGGAGUUCCACCGAAGCUAUCGCCGAAAACUUAUUCAUGGAAUCAACUCCGCUUUCAAAAUGUUCUCCAAGGGCUCCACGGAAAACGCAGCAGUGACAGAGGCGGCCCGUAGUCAAAUGGCUGAGAAACUCAACCACGACCCGGAACUGUGUGCGAAGCUAAUCCCAGAGUGGGGUCUGGGCUGUCGUCGAAUCACUCCCGGAGAGGGCUAUCUGGAAUCUUUCAUGAAGCCUAACGUCGAGUUGGUGACGAGCGCGGUGGUCAGGGCAACUGAAGAUUCAGUUAUCACGGCAGACGGUCGAGAGUUCAAGACCGACGUGAUCGCCUGUGCCACUGGAUUUGACGUCUCGUUGACGCCCUCGUGGAACAUGAUUGGACGAAACGGUGUCAAUCUGAACAAGGAGUGGGCCGUCGACCCAGAGGCGUACCUCUCAGUCGCUGCGCGGGACAUGCCUAACUACUUCAUGUUCCUCGGACCCAACGCCGUCAUUGCACACGGCUCCCUGCUGGAAUCAAUCAACUGGACUGCCGAUUAUAUUCUAAAGUGGCUACGCAAGGUUGCCACCGAAAACAUCAAGUCAAUUACUCCAAAGCCUGCAGUAAUUGAUGAACUAACUCAGUAUGGAGACGAAGUACACAAGACGCUAAUUUGGUCUGAUAGUUGCACAAGCUGGUUCAAACGAAAUGUGCCAAACGGUCGGAUCACCGCAGCAUUUGCGGGAAGUGCCCUAUUGUUCCGCAAACUGAUAAGCGAGAUACGUGCAGAGGAUUUCGACAUUGAAUACUGGAGCGGCAAUCGCUGGUCAUUCCUGGGCACUGGCUUUACAGAGUACGAGUUGAACCCAGAGAAUGAUUUAUCAUGGUACAUAGAACAUUAG
Messenger RNA from Cladophialophora psammophila CBS 110553, 1707 nucleotides. RefSeq lists its product as uncharacterized. The record is from RefSeq and is a predicted model, not a curated record. The transcript has 4 exons. Bases 1 to 1707 code for a protein of 568 amino acids. Lineage: Eukaryota; Fungi; Ascomycota; Eurotiomycetes; Chaetothyriales; Herpotrichiellaceae. Gene Ontology annotation, molecular function: N,N-dimethylaniline monooxygenase activity; NADP binding; flavin adenine dinucleotide binding.